AGUCUGGUCUGAACCAAACUGUGUACUUCAUGAACGACCUGGCCCGAACGAUAGACAUGACUUUACAACUUAGGAUCGGACGGACAUGGCCUGUGGGAGACCGAAGAACAAAAUUGUAGUAUGUCUCUCCAAGAAGUAUAUUGGAUACUGGCACUGUUUUGUGCUAAGCUUGCAGGCACCUUCGUGGGAACUGUCUUCUUACAACUCUUUUCCCCGUUUACACUGCAGCAAUCGGUUGAUUAUGUCAAUUACCUCGCAUGGCAAAUCGGAUACCUUGUAUUGACAUGGAUAGAUAGAUUUACGAGCAAACAAAACCCAAGGUUAGCGGUGUAUCGAAUCUUGUUGUUCUGUCGUGAUAUAAUGCACUCGAUAAUGAUGUCUAAAUAUCUUUUAGACAUCAAUCGAGUUGCAGACCACGUGUCGCAAAUCCGGUCAUGGCUCGGGAGGGAGAUCUCGGAACGAUGACCAUGGAGCCUGGAUCCAUCUGUGGACAACGUCCGAGCCAUCUGCUCAUUUUCGUGUCACUGUGUUCGGGUAACAUUUGCUUGCGGCAGGUAGGGAUAUGGCGCUCCAUAGAUGCUGAUACAAUCCCUUGUGAUGUGAUGGUUGGUAAGA
Boeremia exigua is the source of this 615-nucleotide messenger RNA. RefSeq lists its product as uncharacterized. The coding region runs from base 121 to 465 and encodes 114 amino acids. The record is from RefSeq and is a predicted model, not a curated record. Lineage: Eukaryota; Fungi; Ascomycota; Dothideomycetes; Pleosporales; Didymellaceae. The transcript has a single exon.